AAAUGGGUCUUCCAAAUGGACAAGCUGAGAGACCCCGGUGUGGUUGCAUUUCUCGCCCAGCAGAAUGCCAAGAUGGUCGCCCUGCUCCCUCCCACAGGCACCGAAGUGUUUCGCCGCUUCACCCUUGAGUCGCUGGCGGAGAUCGAGAGGCGGAUGGCCGAAGAAGCAGAGGAGCAGGAGAGAAAAAAGGCCCUGAACAUUGAGGUGGCAGAGGAGGACCUGCCAAAGCCAGCCGUCGACCUGGAGGCCGGCAAGGCCCUGCCAUUCAUCUACGGAGACCCGCCACCUGAACUGUUCAACACGCCCCUGGAGGAACUGGAUCCUUUCUACAAAUCACACAAAACCUUUAUUGUCAUCACCAAAGGGAAUACAAUAUUCAGGUUCAAUGCUGAGCCUGCCUGCUAUAUUCUAACACCCUUCAGUAUUCUCAGGAGAGGAUCCAUCAAAAUUCUCAUACAUUCAUUAUUUAGCAUGUUCAUCAUGUUAACAAUCAUGUCCAACUGUGUGUUCAUGACGAUGAGUGACCCUCCGGCAUGGAGUAAAACUGUUGAAUAUGUUUUCACUGGUAUCUAUACCUUUGAGGCAACAGUUAAAGUGUUGUCCAGAGGCUUCUGUGUUGGAGAUUUCACAUUCCUUCGAGAUCCAUGGAACUGGCUGGAUUUUAUGGUGAUCAGCAUGGCGUACCUCACAGAGUUCGUUGACCUGGGCAACGUGUCUGCCCUCAGGACGUUCCGUGUGCUCCGAGCCCUUAAAACGAUCACUGUAAUUCCCGGUCUGAAAACCAUUGUGGGCGCUUUGAUCCAGUCGGUGAAGAAGCUGGCUGAUGUGAUGAUCCUGACAGUGUUCUGCCUGGCUGUGUUCGCUCUGGUCGGCCUUCAACUGUUCAUGGGAAACCUGAAGCAGAAGUGUGUUUACUGGCCCCCUGUGGAAUGGCGUUUGAACUCUACCGACAUGGACAACAUCACUGUGGCCUUCAACGACACCGAUGGUUUUAAUGACGUCAUGGGCUACAGUGGCACAAACAGCAGCAACAGCACGUGGGACUUCAAGGCGUACAUCGACGAUAAAGUGAACCAUUACUUCCUUCCUGGAAUGUUAGACCCUCUUCUUUGUGGAAACGCUUCUGAUGCUGGAAAUUGCCCUGAAGGAUACACGUGUAUGAAGGCCGGAGGGAAUCCCAACUAUGGAUACACAAGCUACGACAGUUUUGGAUGGGCCUACCUUGCCCUAUUUCGGCUUAUGACACAGGACUUCUGGGAAAAUCUAUUCCAGCUGACUCUUCGCUCAGCAGGGAAAACAUACAUGAUUUUCUUUGUGGUGGUGAUCUUCCUGGGCUCGUUCUACCUGAUCAACCUGAUCCUGGCUGUGGUGGCCAUGGCGUAUGCGGAGCAGAACGAGGCCACCAUGGCCGAGGCCAAGGAGAAGGAGGAGGAGUACGCCAUGAUCAUGGUGCAGCUGAAGGAACGGAGAGAAGCGGAGGUCAAAGAGAGACAUGACAGGCAUCAUGAACACCAUGAACACGCUGAAGUUGCUGGCAGUCAGACGUCACUGUCCAGUAGAACGUCUAAGAAAAAGAAAGGUGAAAAGGCAGAUCAAGAGGUCGCUGAUGAUGAGGCGUGUACGUCCUCCAGCCUUUAUAGCGAGGCUAUAAAGGACUCCAACGGAGGCCUCGUGAUCAGUCCCAACGCCAACAAGGUCCUGGCAGACCAGGAGUCUGCUGUUGUGUUGAAGAGGGCCCGUGAUCCCAAGGGGAGCGAGGACCAGCUGGAAGUAGCAGGCCUGCAGAGGAAGACACCCAGUUCAUCCAGUGUUUACAGCCAAGAUGCCAUGGACGAUUUGGAGGAGGAACUGAGACCUUGUCCGCCUUGCUGGUACAAGUGUUCAGACAUAUUCCUGAAAUGGAACUGCUGUGUGCCCUGGGUGACUUUCAAGAAGUGGAUGUACUUCAUAGUGAUGGACCCAUUCGUGGACUUGGGUAUCACCAUCUGCAUUGUGCUCAACACCAUGUUCAUGGCCAUGGAGCACUACCCCAUGACACCAGAGUUUGAAGAAGUGCUGAGUGUGGGGAACUUGGUCUUCACAGGAAUCUUCACAGCAGAGAUGGUGCUGAAGCUCUUCGCCAUGGAUCCGUACUACUACUUCCAGGUCGGGUGGAACAUCUUCGACAGCAUCAUUGUGACAAUGAGCCUGGUGGAGCUGGGGCUGGCCAACGUCGAGGGUCUGUCCGUGCUCCGUUCCUUCCGUCUGAUGCGUGUUUUCAAGCUGGCCAAAUCCUGGCCCACACUCAACAUGCUAAUCAAGAUCAUCGGUAAUUCAGUGGGCGCACUGGGUAACCUCACCCUGGUCCUGGCCAUCAUCGUCUUCAUCUUCGCCGUGGUGGGCAUGCAGCUCUUCGGCAAGAGCUACAAAGAGUGUGUCUGCAAGAUCUCCUUGGACUGCGAGCUGCCCCGCUGGCACAUGCAUGACUUCUUCCACGCUUUUCUCAUCAUCUUCCGGGUGCUGUGCGGAGAGUGGAUCGAGACCAUGUGGGAGUGCAUGGAGGUGGCCGGACAGGGCAUGUGUCUCGUCGUCUUCAUGAUGGUCAUGGUCAUCGGUAACCUAGUGGUGUUGAACCUCUUCUUGGCCUUGCUGCUGAGCUCGUUCAGCGGUGACAACCUGGCGGCUCCAGAGGAGGACGGGGAGAUGAACAACCUGCAGAUCGCCACCAGCAGGAUCACCAGGGGCAUCGACUGGGCCAAGGCCUACAUCAUCGAGCAGGUCUGGAUCAUCAUCGGGAAGCAGCCUAAGGAGGAUGGAGACGGGGCUGACGGUAAUGGGGGUAGUAACGGGGAUGUGGACGGCCUCCCAAAGGACAGCUUGGCUUUGAAAAAUGUAAACUCCAGUGACAACCCAAAGGCUGAUUUAGAGCUUAAAAUGCUGGACGUUUGGAUAGACGACGUUAACCCAAGUGGAUUUCUUACAAAUGACAAUUUGACCCUGGAUGUGCCUAUUGCCAAAAUGGAGUCGGAUGAUGAUGAGGAUGACUGCUCUGAAGAGGAAGAAGGUGAAGGCGCAAAUGGAAACGCUAAAGAGGAUACUGAGUUAAAGAAACCUAUUGCACCGGACAAUGCCUCUUCAAUAUGCAGCACAGUGGACAAUCCCCCUGAAGUGGAGGAAGAGGAGGAAGAAGAGGCAGACCCCACCAGCCCUGAGAACUGCUGGACCGAGAAAUGCAUUGGGCGAUGCCCUUGCCUUGAUUUUGACAUCACCACGGGCAAAGGGAAGACUUGGUGGAACUUCAGGAAGGCAUGCUUCCUCAUUGUGGAGCACAACUACUUCGAGACCUUCAUCAUCUUCAUGAUCCUGAUGAGUAGUGGAGCUUUGGCUUUUGAAGACAUAUACAUUGAACAGCGCAGGACCAUAAAAAUUAUCCUGGAAUAUGCCGAUCAAGUCUUCACCUACGUGUUCAUUAUUGAGAUGCUCCUGAAGUGGGUGGCUUACGGAUUCCAGGCCUACUUCACAAACGCAUGGUGCUGGCUGGACUUCCUCAUUGUGGAUGUGUCUUUGAUUAGCUUAACGGCUAACAUCCUGGGCUAUGCUGAACUUGGACCAAUCAAAUCUCUUCGAACUUUAAGGGCUUUGCGGCCCCUCCGCGCCCUGUCCAGAUUUGAGGGAAUGAGGGUGGUGGUGAACGCUCUGGUGGGGGCCAUUCCUUCCAUCUUCAACGUGCUUCUAGUGUGCCUCAUCUUCUGGCUCAUCUUCAGCAUCAUGGGAGUCAACCUGUUUGCUGGGAAGUACUACUACUGCUUCAACACCACGUCUGAGGAGAGGUUCUCUGCUGACGUUGUGAACAACAAGACCGAAUGCUUCCAACUAAUGGAGGGUAAUGACGAUGUGCGCUGGAUGAACGCAAAGGUCAACUAUGACAACGUGGCCAUGGGCUACCUCUCCCUCCUGCAAAUAGCAACGUUUAAAGGAUGGAUGGAUAUAAUGUAUGGCGCUGUGGAUUCACGUUUUGUGGAAGACCAGCCCAUAUAUGAGGAUAAUGUUUACAUGUACAUCUACUUUGUCAUAUUCAUCAUCUUUGGGUCCUUCUUCACCCUGAAUCUCUUCAUCGGUGUCAUUAUCGACAACUUCAACCAACAGAAAAAGAAGUUUGGAGGGAAAGACAUUUUCAUGACAGAGGAACAGAAGAAAUACUACAAUGCCAUGAAAAAGCUUGGUUCCAAGAAGCCACAGAAACCCAUUCCCAGACCCCAGAACAAAUUCGCAGGCCUUAUUUUCGACCUGAUCACCCAACAAUUCUUCGACAUCUUCAUCAUGGUGCUGAUCUGCCUCAACAUGGUAACGAUGAUGGUGGAGACGGACGGCCAGAGCAAGGAGAAGGAGGAUAUACUCUUCCUCAUCAACCUGGUGUUUAUCAUCGUCUUCACCACAGAGUGUAUCCUCAAGUUGAUCGGACUGCGGCAAUAUUUUUUUUCCGUCGGAUGGAAUAUUUUUGAUUUUGUCGUAGUCAUUCUCUCCAUCGUUGGUUUACUGCUGGCGGACCUCAUAGAGAAGUAUUUUGUCUCACCUACCCUUUUCCGUGUCAUAAGACUGGCCAGGAUUGGUCGAGUUCUGAGACUCAUCCGAGGAGCUAAAGGCAUCCGGACACUGUUGUUUGCCCUGAUGAUGUCACUUCCUGCUCUCUUCAACAUUGGCCUCCUGCUCUUCCUCAUCAUGUUUAUCUUCUCCAUUUUCGGAAUGUCCAACUUUGCGUAUGUCAAGAAGGAGGCCGGAAUAGACGAUAUGUUCAAUUUUGAAACUUUUGGCAACAGUAUAAUUUGUCUGUUCAUGAUCACAACCUCAGCCGGUUGGGAUGGUCUCCUCUCACCCAUUCUGAAUAGUAGACCUCCGGACUGUGACCCGGACGUGGAAAAUCCCGGCACAGAUGUAAGAGGCAACUGCGGCAGCCCUGGUUUGGGAAUUUGUUUUUUCUGCAGCUACAUCAUCAUGUGUUUCCUUGUUGUGGUCAACAUGUACAUUGCCAUUAUUCUCGAGAACUUCAAUGUGGCCACAGAGGAGAGUGGCGACCCGCUGUGUGAGGAAGACUUCGAGAUGUUCUACGAGACCUGGGAGAAGUUCGACCCUGACGCGUCACAAUUCAUCGCCUAUGACAUUUUGUCGGAGUUCUGUGACACGCUUAAAGACCCGCUCAGGAUCCCCAAACCCAACGCAAUCAAGCUGAUCACCAUGGACCUUCCCAUUGUCCCUGGGGAUAAGAUCCACUGUCUGGACAUCCUGCUGGCGCUGACCACAGAGGUGCUGGGAGAGUCAGUGGAGAUGGAUGCCAUGAAAGAAAGCAUGGAGGAGAAGUUCAUGGCCAACAACCCCUCUAAAGUGUCAUACGAGCCAAUCACCACCACCCUGAGGCGAAAGCAGGAGGAGGUAGCAGCUGUUGUUAUUCAGAGAGCCUAUCGUAAGCAUCUGCUGAGACGUUCGAUGAAACUCGCUUCCUACAAGUACCGCGAGAAGAAAGCGUUAACCAAGGAGGACGAAGCGCCGCCAGAGACGGAGGGAAUGAUUGCCAUCAGGAUGAACAAACUGUAUGGAAGCCAACAAUCCCUCGGAGUGGAUGACACCGUUGUAGAUAUGGAUUCUCAUGAAAAACGGGAGAGCAACGAACUGACAGAGACACAACCUCCUGUGGAGACCGCUGAAGAGCCGCCGCCUGUGGAGCUUCAGAACGAGAUCCUCUUGCACUCUGCCCCCUUUGUCAUCCCUGUCUCAAUCCGUAACUCACAGCUGAAAGAGUCCGAUGUUUGAAUAACUAGUGCAGCCAAUGGAUAAACACCGCAUCAUCAUGGUCUUCUGUCUUUGACGAUGAGACUGCUUGUUCGUCUCCAAAGUCCAACUUUGGUACGUUUGGCUUGGG
This is a messenger RNA of Salvelinus namaycush (lake trout), 5893 nucleotides long. RefSeq names its product sodium channel protein type 4 subunit alpha B-like. NCBI's taxonomy places the organism in Eukaryota, Metazoa, Chordata, Actinopteri, Salmoniformes, Salmonidae. The coding region runs from base 16 to 5784 and encodes 1922 amino acids. The record is from RefSeq and is a predicted model, not a curated record. Gene Ontology annotation, cellular component: plasma membrane; voltage-gated sodium channel complex; axon. The transcript is spliced from 27 exons. Gene Ontology annotation, molecular function: voltage-gated sodium channel activity; protein binding. Gene Ontology annotation, biological process: sodium ion transmembrane transport; neuronal action potential; membrane depolarization during action potential.